UGACCUUAAAGGACGUAGCAGUUAGCACCUUAUAUUAAUAUGGGAAGAAUAUAGAGUGAAUAAGAAGGAUAUAAUUCUGACGCGAAUCUGUCGGAGAAGAGAAAACGAGGUACUUAAUUCUGUCAGCUUCUCCACAUAUUUCUCACGUAAAACUCUAGGAACAACACACAUACACUACUUUGUUGUUUUCUCGUUCCAUGCACUUUAUUUUGAUUAUUAUCGUUAAUAUUCAUCACAUAGAGAGAGGAGAGAUCAAAGAGGAGGAAACACAAACAUGGCAGAAGAAGGGAAGAGAGUAGGUGUAGCCAUGGACUUUUCACGGGGCAGCAAGAAAGCUUUGAGGUGGGCAUUGGACAACUUGCUUCGUAGCGGUGAUCAUCUCAUCCUCAUCGUCGUUCGCCCUGAAAACAGUUACGAGUCCGGCGAAAUGCAGCUCUGGGAAACCACCGGCUCUCCUUUGAUCCCUUAUGACGACUUCUCAAACCCUACAAUCAUGAAGAAAUAUAAGAUAUCACCUGAUGCAGAAACACUUGAUGUGGUGAAAAAUGCAGCUCAGGAGAAACAGAUUACCCCACUCUUGAAGAUCUUCUGGGGAGAUCCUCGUGAGAAGCUAUGUGAAUCAAUUGAUAAAAUCCCCUUGACCUCUCUUGUCAUCGGAAACAGAGGACUCGGUCCACUUAAAAGGGUUUUCUUAGGUAGUGUAAGCAACCAUGUGGUGAACAAUGCGACAUGCGCUGUAACUGUCGUGCACUAAGCGAUUUCAUUUCCGACUAAAUCUGAUCUGCUGUUUGGUUUGGUGGUGAGACGUGAACAUCCGUUGGCUAUUCCGAGUAGUCUAAUGCUGUUUGGUUUGGUGGUGAGACGUAAAGACAUCCGUUGGCUAUUCCGAAUAGUCUAGCAGAGUUCUAUGUAAUAAGUUCUGUUGUUUGUAGAAAUGUGUCACAGUAGAAACUUUAAUCUGGAAUAGGCAUGCUUUAUAAUCAA
Molecule: messenger RNA, 984 nt
Organism: Beta vulgaris subsp. vulgaris (sugar beet)
Lineage: Eukaryota; Viridiplantae; Streptophyta; Magnoliopsida; Caryophyllales; Amaranthaceae
Product: universal stress protein PHOS32
Exons: 4
Coding region: 275-754 (159 amino acids)
Source: RefSeq, a predicted model, not a curated record